GGAGGGAAAAGUUCCCUGCGCCGGGAGCCGGGCAGGCGCACGCUCGUACGGCGGCCGCAGCGGCAGGGCGGGGCCGCGGAGGAGCCGGUGGCGGCGGAGGACGCCCCUGGGGCCGCGACUCGCUCCCCUCGGGGACUCUGUCGGACCUCGUAGAGGUACCGGGGGCCCGAGGGCUUUCGCACGCAGCCAUGGGCGGCGUCGGGGAGCCCGGCGGGGGGCCCGCGCAGCCGGGGGCGCCGCUGCCCACCUUCCGCUGGGAGCAGAUCCGCCAGCACAACCUGCCGGACGACAAGUGGCUGGUCAUCGAGCGUCGCGUCUACGACAUCAGCCGCUGGGCACAGCGGCACCCUGGGGGCAGCCGCCUCAUUGGCCACCACGGCGCUGAGGACGCCACGGAUGCCUUCCGCGCCUUCCACCAGGACCUCAAUUUCGUGCGCAAGUUCCUGCAGCCCCUGCUGAUCGGAGAGCUGGCCCCCGAGGAGCCCAGCCACGAUGGACCCCAGGACGCCCAGCUGGUCAAGGACUUCCGAGCCCUGCGCCAGGCGGCUGAGGACAUGGAGCUGUUUGAGGCCAAGCCCGCCUUCUUCGCCCUCCUGCUGGGCCACAUCCUGGCCAUGGAGGUGCUCGCUUGGCUUGUCAUCUACCUCUUCGGCCCGGGCUGGGUGCCCAGCGCCCUUGCCGCCCUUGUCCUGGCCACCUCCCAGGCUCAGUCCUGGUGUCUGCAGCAUGACCUGGGCCAUACCUCGGUCUUCAGGAAGUCCCAGUGGAACCACGUGGCCCAGCAGUUUGUGAUGGGGCAGCUGAAGGGCUUCUCGGCCCACUGGUGGAACUUCCGUCAUUUCCAGCACCACGCCAAGCCCAACAUCUUCCACAAAGACCCAGAUGUGACCGUGGCGCCCGUCUUCCUCCUGGGGGAGUCGUCCGUUGAGUACGGCAGGAAGAAGCGCCGCUACCUACCCUACAACCACCAGCACCUGUACUUCUUCCUGAUCGGCCCACCGCUGCUCACCCUGGUGAACUUUGAAGUGGAAAAUCUGGCCUACAUGCUGGUGUGCAUGCAGUGGACGGACCUGCUGUGGGCCGCCAGCUUCUACUCGCGCUUUCUCUUGUGCUACACCCCCUUCUACGGCCUCCCCGGGGCUCUGCUCCUCUUCGUUGCUGUCAGGGUCCUGGAGAGCCACUGGUUCGUGUGGAUCACGCAGAUGAACCACAUCCCCAAGGAGAUCGGCCACGAGAAGCACCGGGACUGGGCCAGCUCUCAGCUGUCAGCGACCUGCAACGUGGAGCCCUCGCUCUUCAUUGACUGGUUCAGCGGGCACCUCAACUUCCAGAUUGAGCACCACCUCUUCCCCACGAUGCCGAGGCACAACUACCGCAAGGUGGCCCCGCUGGUGCAAGCGCUGUGUGCCAAGCAUGGCCUCAGCUACGAGGUGAAGCCCUUCCUCACCGCCCUGGUGGACAUCGUUGGGUCCCUGAAGAAGUCUGGUGACGUCUGGCUGGAAGCCUACCUCCACCAGUGAGGGCAGCACCCAGGGCCCUGGCUGACACCAAGCUGGCCCAGGCCGGCCUGACACCUCCCCCUCUCCCCCCUCCCCACCUGGCCGAGGGGGCCCUGCCUACCCUUCUGGAUCUGCUGUCUUCACCUCGGCCCCCUCACCUGUCUGCUUGGUGGCCCUGAGGCCAUGGCUCUUGGCCAAACAGGACCAGGGCUAGGGGGAUGGUACAUAAAGCCACACAGCAUGGCAUGUUUUCCCAGAGCAAGAAUUUAGGGAAAACUCUUAUUUUUAUAUAAAAACAAACCCAGAUACA
This is a messenger RNA of Ailuropoda melanoleuca (giant panda), 1809 nucleotides long. It is a transcript of the gene FADS3, whose product is annotated as fatty acid desaturase 3. Bases 189 to 1520 code for a protein of 443 amino acids. The record is from RefSeq and is a predicted model, not a curated record. NCBI's taxonomy places the organism in Eukaryota, Metazoa, Chordata, Mammalia, Carnivora, Ursidae. The transcript is spliced from 12 exons. Gene Ontology annotation, biological process: lipid metabolic process. Gene Ontology annotation, cellular component: membrane. Gene Ontology annotation, molecular function: oxidoreductase activity, acting on paired donors, with oxidation of a pair of donors resulting in the reduction of molecular oxygen to two molecules of water.